AUGUGUGAAUAUGAAGAAGGUGAAGAGUUGCGUUAUCUGCCUUGUUUGCAUACAUAUCAUCGUAUUUGUAUUGAUGAUUGGUUAAUGCGUGCAUUAACAUGUCCUUCAUGUUUAGAAGAGAUACGUCCUAACUCACCAAUCAAAAUUCAUUCUACCACUACUACUACUGCUAUUAACAAUAAUACUAAUAAUAAUAAUAAUAAUAAUAAUAAUACUGAAUCAGUAGAGAAUACUACUGUUACACAAUCAACUGAACAUUCAUGUCAACAAUCACAACCACAACAACAACCACAUGAUAGUCAACCAACCAAUGAAUUCCAUCGACGAACUCAUAUAAUAGAACGACGUUCUAGAAAUAUGCAGUCGUCAACUGUAUGCAGAGGAGAUACAGAUACAAUACAACAAUUUAUUUCGGAACGAUUAAAACCUUCCACAAAUAAUAACAACAAUAGUAGUAAUAAUAAUAAUAAUAGUGGUACUCAUACUAGUAGACGUCGUUAUCAUCCUCAACAACAACAUCCACCAUCAAAUCGACGUACACGUUCGAGCGGUCCCAGUAGACGACCCUGUUCUAUGAAUGCAUUCAAUACAAUUUUAUCGUAUAAUUAUCGUCGUGGUCAUAGUGUCACAGCGAUUGAUACACUUCAGUCAAAUUGUACAACAACUAACAAUCAAUGA
This is a messenger RNA of Schistosoma turkestanicum, 678 nucleotides long. NCBI's taxonomy places the organism in Eukaryota, Metazoa, Platyhelminthes, Trematoda, Strigeidida, Schistosomatidae. The record is from the annotation of a GenBank genome assembly.